AUGACUCUUUUAGAAGAUCCUUGUCAAAAUUCAGUGAUUGCAAGAGCAAUUACUCAAAAUAGCUAUGAAAUAGAGAACAAUGCACUUUUCUAUGUCUUAUUGAGCUUGUUUAACAUAGGGAUGAAUGAACAUCAACUGGAAAAAGUGUAUCAAUGUAUGACAAAGAAAAAGAAGCCAUUGGUCAUGCCUAAACUAUCUAAACUCCAGAGUCCAAUGCACUCACAUAUGUGGCAAGACUAUCUUGGUGAUACAGACAUGUAUUUUACAUACCUUGAAUUCUUUUGUCAUCAAAUACACUGUUAUGGGAUUAAGUCAGUGAUGGACCAAUACUAUUAUUAUGGUCCUCUCUCUCAAUCCAUUGGCUCUCCUUUGAUUCAUUUGGCUAUGGGUAUACAGCAUCAUCAAAGCCAAGUAGUAGCACAGGGAUUAGCUCAUUUAGCCUCUACUUUUCAAAAUGCUAGUUUUAUUGUAAACUCGUCUUCAGGCUGCUUUACUGCACAUCAAAUCCUUGUUGAUCAAAUCCGAGUAGAUCCGAGAUUUAGUUUACAAUCCAAGCAACUGCUUAAAAAUGCUCAAGAGCUGCUUAAAGACUAUGUUAGUCUAUGGAAAAUGCCUCCUGAUGGACUGAAUGAAUUGCGUCUGCUUACAGUUCAGAUGAUGGUGGCCCUUGAAGAGAUGUCCUUGUUACUCAACACAAUCAAUGCACUAAACAUUCUUUAUCCAAACAAUUCUUGCCCUGAACAUAUGGUGCGUAUUCAACUCUUGAAUUUGAUGUGUUACUAUAUUCACCAAGGACGCCCUUUGAUUCCAAUAAUGGAACGAUAG
Messenger RNA from Gilbertella persicaria, 825 nucleotides. RefSeq lists its product as uncharacterized. The record is from RefSeq and is a predicted model, not a curated record. Gene Ontology annotation, molecular function: oxidoreductase activity. Lineage: Eukaryota; Fungi; Mucoromycota; Mucoromycetes; Mucorales; Choanephoraceae. The transcript is spliced from 4 exons. Bases 1 to 825 code for a protein of 274 amino acids.